Messenger RNA from Paraphaeosphaeria sporulosa, 2161 nucleotides. RefSeq lists its product as uncharacterized. Bases 288 to 1790 code for a protein of 500 amino acids. NCBI's taxonomy places the organism in Eukaryota, Fungi, Ascomycota, Dothideomycetes, Pleosporales, Didymosphaeriaceae. The transcript has 3 exons. Gene Ontology annotation, molecular function: glucan endo-1,3-alpha-glucosidase activity. The record is from RefSeq and is a predicted model, not a curated record. Gene Ontology annotation, biological process: mating projection tip cell wall disassembly.
GAUAUACUCGGCCCUAACUGCUAGAGCCGAGUAGCUACCCUCAGUCAACACCUCUCCGUCCAACUUAAGAAUCUCACCCGCUUAUUUCAAGCCUUUACCUGAUUUCGUACUGGCCAACAUGCGUGAACUUCAAUCUCCGCCCGUAUAUCAUCCCUGCCUCCAAGUCCGACGUUCCGCAAAACGCAUUACUUACCAGUGCUGAAACGGAACUACCGACCAACCAGUCUUCCCUUGACGCAUUCACGCUGUUCCGAGAUGGCGCGCGCUAUAGGGUGGGCUAAGCCUCGAUGUGUGGGGUCCGGCCCAGGAGGGUGUCCAGUCUACCGGGCUUCGCUGACGGAAUUGCACUGGGCUUUAUAUAUAACAAGUUAGAGAUCGUUGAAGGAGGUAUCCACUUCGAUUCGUUCGUUACUUGUUAUACAUUCCACAAAUUCGCUCUUUUUCAGUCGCUCACUUCACACUCUUUUUGUUUGGUCUGCAACAUGCGCGCUUCUACUACUUCAGUGGCCCUGGGGCUACUCGCCGCUGCGAAUGCGGCUCCCUUCAAGACUUCGACAGUCAAGAGACAAGAUGCGGGGAAGAUUGUUGCUGCGCACUUCAUGAUCGGCAUCAUGGCGACGCGCUCCAGCGCCGCCGACUACGACGACGACAUGAAGAAGGCCAAAGCCGCAGGCAUUGACGCCUUCGCGCUCAACAUCGCAAAGGACGACUACACCGACGCCCAGCUCAACUACGCCUACGAGAGCGCCGCAAACAACGACAUGAAGGUCUUCAUCUCCUUCGACUACAACUACUUCGAGACGAGCGAGAACGAGGCCGUCGGCGCAAAGCUCAAGGAGUACUGCGGCAAGCCCGGCCAGCUUAUGGUCGACGGGAAGUGCUUCGCAUCCACCUUCAACGGUGACAACGACCCGAGCAAGCUCUUCAACGCGAACACAGUCCGCACGGCCGCUGGCACGGAUCUGUAUCUCGUGCCUAACCUGUCUCCUACCGGUAUCAGAGAUGCCACUGCCGUCGGUGACAUCGACGGCUCCUUCAACUGGAUCGGCUGGGACUCCAACGGCGCGAAUCGCGCCCCCACCGCAGAGUCCAACGUCACCACCUCCGACUUCGACUCCAAGUACACCGAGUGGCUCGCGGGCAAGACCUACAUGGCGCCUGUCUCCCCUUGGUUCUUCACCAACUUUCCCUCCAAGGCGUGGGUCUUCCCCGGCGACCUGCUUUGGUUCCGCCGCUGGAACGAGAUCCUCGCUUUGGCACCCCAGAUGCUCGAGAUCAUCACGUGGAACGACUACGGCGAGAGCCACUAUAUUGGGCCGGACUCGGAGACGAGUCUUCACAACGACGAUGGGAGCAGCGCGUGGGCGAACGGCUUCCCGCACGACGGAUGGCUCGAGAUGGCACAGCCGUACAUCGCAGCGUACAAGGCUGGCAGCAAGGAGAUCAGCGUUACGGAGGACAAGCUCGUGUACUGGUACCGGCCUACUCCCAAGGCCGCAUGCGGCACCUUCGACGGCAUCGACACGCUCCAGGACGCCGUUUUCGUUGUUGCUCUCCUCCAAAGCGAGGGCAACGUGACCGUCACGUCUGGCAGCAACACGCAGACCUUCUAUGCCCCGGCAGGCGCCUCCGCAUACCAAGUCGCCAUGGGCACGGGCGCGCAGACCUUCGCACUCUUACGCGGCGGCGCGGAUGUGUUCAGCGCGAAGGGCGGUCUUGAGAUCACUGAGAACUGCAGCCCCGUCAACCUCAACGCGUUCGUGGGCGUGGCGAAGGGAAAUGCUGCGUAACUUCUUCUUCCGCUGCUACACCGGCCAACGCCACUACCCCUGUACCCGUUCCGUCAAAUGCUGCACCCGUCACGCCCAUCGAGCUUCCUACCUCUGCUCCUCUCCCCACCGAGCCUGCUCCUGUCGUAACACCCAGCAUUCCCCUCGCUCCCUCUUCUGCUUCCCCUUCUACUUCUCUUUCGGCUGUAACGCCCGGUCCGAAACCCCCUGUCUCGGUUUCUGAGGCAGCUGGUACUUCACUGAUUGCUACGCCUACCGCGGCACAGGCACCGGGUGCAGGGGGCUACGAGGUUAAGUGCACGGCGACGGUGACUGCGUCUGAGCAAAUUCGGCCAACGAAUUGCUUGGGCGCUGGACAGGCUUGGGGCGGU